Molecule: messenger RNA, 908 nt
Organism: Tachyglossus aculeatus (Australian echidna)
Lineage: Eukaryota; Metazoa; Chordata; Mammalia; Monotremata; Tachyglossidae
Gene: NMNAT3
Product: nicotinamide nucleotide adenylyltransferase 3
Exons: 7
Coding region: 22-732 (236 amino acids)
Biological process (GO): NAD+ biosynthetic process
Cellular component (GO): mitochondrion
Molecular function (GO): nicotinamide-nucleotide adenylyltransferase activity; nicotinate-nucleotide adenylyltransferase activity
Source: RefSeq, a predicted model, not a curated record
GAUUUUGACACACCUGACAAGAUGAGAAGCAGGAUCCCGGUUAUUCUCCUUGCCUGUGGCUCCUUUAACCCUAUCACAAAUACCCACCUGCACAUGUUUGAGCUGGCUAGAGAUCAUCUUCAUCAAACAGGAAGAUACCAGGUGAUUAAAGGCAUACUUUCCCCGGUGAAUGAUGGUUAUGGAAAGAAAGAUCUGGCAGCAGCAAAACACCGAAUAGCCAUGGCCCGGCUGGCUUUACAGACGUCUGACUGGAUUCGAGUGGAUACGUGGGAGAGUGAACAGGAGACUUGGACCGAGACUGUGAACGUGUUGAGGCACCAUCAUGAUGAAUUGCUCAGAUCACCCCCUAGGAAGGAAGGGGCAAAGUCUGGGAAGGCCUCCUGGAGGAGUCCAGCUGUUGUACCUGAGCUAAAAUUUCUAUGCGGAGCGGAUCUACUAAAGACAUUUCAGACCCCUAAUGUCUGGAAAAGUGAACAUAUUCAAGAAAUAGUGGAAAGGUUUGGUAUAGUGUGCCUCAACCGGCCAGGGUACGAUCCCCUCCGGUACAUCUCUGAAUCCGCUCUUUUAACUAGGUAUCAGCAUAAUAUCCACCUGGUUGAAGAUUGGAAGCAAAGUGAAACUAGCGCCACGCAAAUACGACAGGCCAUACGCCAGGGAAAAAGUGUGAAAUACCUGGUUCCAGACUCAGUUAUUGCCUACAUUAAGGAGCAUAAUGUCUACCCAGAAGAGUAAAUAGAGAAAGAAAAGGAAAUGCUUAGCACAUGCUUUUAAAAAGCACAAUAUGGUGAAAAAUACAGUUGAUGGUUAGUGAUCAUCCUAUAUUAUCCUUUGCCUCUCCGAGAUAGGGGUUAAGAACUUCUGGUUUUUGCAGAAGUUUCUGAAGUCAUUUAAAGACUACAUAUGUGAAU